Oppiella nova is the source of this 1456-nucleotide messenger RNA. NCBI's taxonomy places the organism in Eukaryota, Metazoa, Arthropoda, Arachnida, Sarcoptiformes, Oppiidae. The record is from the annotation of a GenBank genome assembly.
UUAUUGUGUUUAUCAAUAGGAAGGGCAUAUCUGGCGAGCAUUGGACACAAUGGCGUCAAACACCUCAUACCAGGCUUGUGGCCAAAUGGACAGCAAUUGUGACGAUAGCCACACAAUAGGCGUCGAGCGGACAGAGCGAAGGGAAGGGACGGCACAACAGAGCCUAAUAUCUCCGUCGUCGACAAUAGCCGAGCAGAUGGAGUGUCACAUCCCAGCCCUACCCUCGCAGCACAUGUAUCAUAGAUGUGCCACACGUUCGCGAAUAGCUUUAGGACUGAUUUGUGCCGUUUUGCUCACAUUCGUUAUCUUUGCCAUAACUGCUGCCAGAGCUAAGUCUGGCCUUAAAUACGGAUCCAAUGGAUUACAUCACACGGAGGGCCAGCAAUGGAUGGCCGAACAGGCGCUCGGAUUAAGUCAGGAAUCAGUAGUCGUCGACACUGUUUGCGGAAAAUUAAUUGGAGACGAAGAACACGAAGCCUUUGUUUUCAAAAAUUGCAGGCAUACCAUAUGCUGUCCCUCCAACAGGCGCGAGGCGAUGGUCAACCCAUACACCAAACAAAUUGAGGGCAAAGAGGACUGUCUGUACCUCAAUGUGUGGACACCUAAUAUCGAUCCAGAGGCCAACUCACAAGUGAUGGUUUGGAUUCACGGAGGUUUCCUACAGUUCGGGUCGGGACACCAGCCCGGGCUCCGACCCAAUGGGAAAUUAGCCAAAAGUACUGAUACCGUAUAUGUGAGCCUUAAUUACAGGCUCUAUGCGUUUGGAUUCAUGCCUUUGGAUAUAUUGAUAAAUAGCGGCAAUAAUGGCACUAAAGAUAAUAACAAUGAAAAUGUGAACAAUUCAACGAAUUUCGGUUUAAUGGAUGUGGUGUUAGCCCUACAGUGGAUACAAAUCAAUAUCAAGGCAUUCGGUGGCGAUCCCACGAAAGUCACUCUAUUUGGUGCCGAUUCUGGCGCUGCACUCAUUUUAGCCAUCAUUUCCAACAAUGAUUUCAAGCAUUUAUACAGCAAUUCAUGGCUUAUAGAUCCGGCGCUAUAUCUGAACCAUUCGUUUCUCGACGCUGACAAACAUAACAGAAAAAAUUUCCUCAAAUAUUCCGGAUGUUCAUCCAUAGAUCCAGUGUUAAUUGGGUCGACAGCCCAAGCGAUAGAGUUUUGGCCAGGACCCAGGGAUCUGGACACUUGGCAGUGGAGGGAUUACACCAAAUACGUGACCACAAGUCUGGACUCAUUCAGCGCUCAAAUAUCGCGAAAAUCGUUGCAAUUAUAUGCGCCCAUAGAUGAUGGCAAUGAGACAACGCCUGCCAUUCAGUACAUAGAUAUGGUGUCAGAUCUACGCCAGGUCUGUCCCACCGACUAUUUGGCACAGAGUUUGGCACAAAACUCCAAUAACUCAUCGAUAUAUCGAUACAUCUUUAGCGCUAGACUUUCAGAAGCCGUGAGUUUCUAUUGUUAA